Molecule: messenger RNA, 928 nt
Organism: Diaporthe batatas
Lineage: Eukaryota; Fungi; Ascomycota; Sordariomycetes; Diaporthales; Diaporthaceae
Exons: 3
Coding region: 104-928 (274 amino acids)
Source: RefSeq, a predicted model, not a curated record
CUAGACAAUAAGCGAUUUGGCGGCAUUGCGAGGCUCUUCUAGUUCUCGAAAAAGACUGAAGACGAAAGUUUGCACUGCACGACAAGGUUCAAGUCCAGAAAAAAUGUCUCGUCUCAUCGACCAGCUGCCAUCACCGGCCUUUGUGAGGGAGAAGAAGGUGAUCGUAACAAGCCGUAGCAGAUCAGGCACCUUUUCCCUCUACCAGGCCCUCCAGAUGCUGGGUUAUCGACCAUACCACAUGUACGAGGUCCUUCAAUCGGCCACACACAUGGGAAUAUUCGAAGAGGCACUGAAUGCAAAAUACUUUGGUGUUGGCAAGCCCUACGGCAAGGCCGAGUUUGACAAAUGGUUUGCCAAUUUUGACGCACUGGUGGAGAUCCCAGCUUUCUUUGUCGAGGAUAUCAUUGCAGCGUAUCCCGACGCGACCUACAUUCACGUCGACCGCGAUGUGGAAAAAUGGGAACUGUCAAUGUCCAACGUUCUGAGAACGGUGGAACCGCUUCUCGACGCAUCAUACAUGAAGGCCAUGGCCACCUAUGACAUCUUCAUUCGAAGAUACAUCUCCUUGCACGUCAUGAUGCUUCGCGUCUUAUUACACGAGCGGAAAAGCAAUGAUCCCGUGGGCCUAAAGCUCUUGAAGGAUGAUUAUUUGGAACUGACGCAGCAAGUAAAGAAGCUGGUUCCAAAGGAGCAACUAGGAUAUUUCACACUGGAAGAUGGAUUCGGGUGGGAACAGAUCUGCCCACACCUCGGAAAGCCAAUCCCAGAACAACGCUACCCUCGUGGCAAUGCGCCGAAGGAAUUCGAAUCCCUUACGAUGAAGAUACUGGGUCCAUCUUUCAAGAAAGCAGCAGUGAUCUUGGUAUCGAUUGUAUUGGUACCAGUUAUUGGAAUCGGUGCUUGGGUCUAUGGUUCGUGGCAUGAGUGA